AUGUUCUACAAUAAUGGUGAAUGGUUGGAUUAUCCUAGAGAUGUUGUUAGUUUGGUUAAGAAUGAUCUUGAAAUAAAAAAGGCUGCUGUGGAAAUAGGGUUAAAUGGUUGUGAACUUAUACUAGAUUUUUUACGCAUGUGUCAGGUGGACUUGAAAACUGAUUUGCAACUACCAAUAGCAUGGAUUGAUGAGGUAGGGAGUUGCUUUUUCCCUGAAGCCUAUGUUGUUUCAGAUGGUAAAUCUUAUAACUUAUGGGAACAUGAUGGUGUGAAACUAUGUAUUGAAAUCAAAGUAAACGAGGUUGAUGAAUCCAAGUUGAGGGAGUGUAGUGGGGAGUCUAAUGUGUUAGUUAAGGAUACUCAAGUAAAAAUUGGAACUAUGAUGAACAGACUGGAAUGUGGAAAUGUUGGUGAAUACAUUAUGCAGAAUAACGUAGGUUUAGUUCCUUACUCUGAAUCUGUACAAGGAAAUUUGGAUUUGGAUUAUGUUCAGAGGAUGUUCCUUAAUGGAAUGAAUAUUUUUGAUUGUACACUAAUGCAAGCACAAUUGGAGCUAUUCCAAACUCAAGCUAAAAUUACAAAAGAACUACAUGGGGAUGCAAAUUUUCGAUAUGCUUGGCUUCCUUUUUCUAAAGAAGAAUUAUCUACAAUGAUGAAGUAUGGACUUGGGCACUGUGCACGUCGUGCAACCAAAUGCACAUACGAUACUGGUGUUUAUCUUGCAGCUGUUACCUGCCCUUAUGCCAGUGCUCGUUAUUGUGAUAUUGACGAAAAGGGCGUUCGACACUUGGUCCUUUGUCGCUUAAUAAUGGGGAGCACGGAAGUUCUUCGUUCUGGCAUUGGCACCGCCACUGGUCAAUUUCAACCCAGAAAAUCUAAAUACGAUACUAGAGUGGAUGACAUCCAAUGCCCAAGAUACUAUAUAGUAUGGAAUACGAAUAUAAAUACUCACAUUUAUCCAGAGUUCGUUAUUAGUUUUAAGGUCUCUGGGAAUGCUAAAGACCAUUUUUGUGGAACAAUGGAAGAGAAUAAUGAUUCUGGUGCUAAUUCUUCUGUGGCUAGUUAUAGUUCUAGUGAUUUGUUACAGCCAGCUACUUCAGUGGAUAAUGGAAUAACCACUAAUAGGGUUGCCAGCAUCUCAAAAAUCCCAAAUUCUCCUUGGAUACCUUUUUCUAUGUUGGUCCUGGCUAUUAGUGACAAGGUUUCUUCAAGUGAUAUGAGUUUUAUCAAAGCGCAUUAUGAACUAUACAAGGCAAAGCAAAUUUCCCGCCAUGAUUUUGUGAAGGAGCUAAGACUGAUAGUUGGAGAUACUAUAUUGAGAGCUACGAUAACAAAUCUUCAAGUCCGGUUACUAUCAAACGAUGAAUCAGAAGGCUCCAACCAGAAUGAAGGCAGAGGGAGGAAUUGA
Molecule: messenger RNA, 1407 nt
Organism: Lotus japonicus
Lineage: Eukaryota; Viridiplantae; Streptophyta; Magnoliopsida; Fabales; Fabaceae
Product: inactive poly [ADP-ribose] polymerase RCD1-like
Exons: 7
Coding region: 1-1407 (468 amino acids)
Molecular function (GO): NAD+ poly-ADP-ribosyltransferase activity
Source: RefSeq, a predicted model, not a curated record